Messenger RNA from Symbiodinium natans, 696 nucleotides. The record is from the annotation of a GenBank genome assembly. Lineage: Eukaryota; Dinophyceae; Suessiales; Symbiodiniaceae.
AUGACUCUGACCGAGCCUGCUAUGCCCGUCACAACCAUCGAGGUGCCUGCGCAUGCAGACAAACGAUUCUAUGAGGGAGUCUUGGAGCUUCUAGCGGUCUCCAGCGGGAUGAUCAUCUUCCGCUUCCUGGGUCAGCUGGUCUGGGACAAGGACUUCUACGUGCAGGGGCAAGAGAUCUUUGCAGAGAUCUGCGAGGUCAUAGACUCGAGACCUACAUACAUUGUCAAUGUGGCAAAAGGUGAUGUUCGCAGCCUGCCAGUUGCUUUCGCUGCCCUGUCAGAUGUGUCUUUAGCAGAAUCAGAUGCAACCUUUGGCUUCCCCGAAGUCCGUGUCGGGGGCAUGCCAGCGUGCGUGACCGUCGCGAUGCGGAAACGCGUCUCUGACGACUAUAUCAGGAAAAUGAUUACUGACGGCCUUCCAAUAGACGCCCGGGAGGCACAGCGUGUCGGUUUGGUCGACUUCGUGGGUGAUGUGGAGACGGAGAGCCCGAGGGAAUUUAGUUGCAAGCAAAGCCAAGUGCACUUGCCUCUGCGGAUCAUUCUUCGUACAGAGUGGAUGCUACUGCAAAGGUUGCUUAGGUUGAGAUGUCACAGACACCUGCGCAGGGAGUUGACAACGGCCACAACAGUCGUACUAAACUGGCCAAUGGUCUUGACACAUGAUGGCCUAAUACGUUGGCAAAGAAAGAGAGCGUGA